AUGGCAUUUUUUAGAAACCUUCACCAAAAUCUGAGCCUCCCCUCUGUGUCUUCCCUGGUGGACACGCUCAGCAGUGCUGUGGACGACCUGGCCAGUGUUGUUGGUGAGGUUGGCUACUCUGUAGCUGACUCAGUGACAGAGCAAGUAACGAGCAUGAUCAAUGGCCUGCGGGCAGAAGAUGAGAGCUCCAAAACGCAGAGUGACAAACCUGUGGAAGGCAGAGAGGAACAUGCACCGUCAUUAACUCAUUCUCAGGAAAUGAAUAUGAAAACAAAGAGAGGUGCUGCAGAACAUAAGGAGACUCAUAAUUCUAAUUCGUUGGAUUUUGUAAGAAAAGGUACAAGUCAGGUUGGAGUGUCUAACCCUGUAUUGAACAAAAACCAGUUAAGAGGCACAGAUCGUAAUAAUCCUCUCAGUGAUACAAAAGUACCUCAGGAUUUGAAGACUGUAGGAGGACCUUUUAAAAAGGAAGUAGGAGGGGGAAAUGAGUGUUUUGUAAAUGAUAAGUUCUUGAAGGAUAGUAACCUGAAAAGUAAAAAACUUACAGUGGAGCAAUCUAUUGAGGAGCAAGAUAAUUGUCUAUAUGCAGUAUCAGAUAAUUCAAAGAAUUGUGAGCAAAAAAAAUUCAAACCACAGUCACCUGGAGCUGAUUUUAAAGAUUCUGAUGAAGUGCACAAUAUAAAUGUUCCCCAAGAUUUAGAAACAAAACAGAAGGAUAAAUUAUCAGACUCCAGAUUGAAGAAGAUGCACAAUGACCGUCCCAAUUGCCUUAAUGAAAUCAAAGACAAGAAAUCUGAAGCCUUCUUUGAGAGAAAAAGAAAACCCAUCUCAAAGGAUGAAGACAGUGCAUCAACUGCAAUUCCAAAUGAGGGUAAAAGGAAAAACUCAAAGAAAUUAGAAAGAGAACUAUGUAAUAAGAAGACAGCAGGAAAAGACAAUUCUUAUAUGAGUAAAGACCAGCAUGGUUCAUCAUCUGAGAGUGAAGAUGAAGCACUGGGUAAAUAUCAUGAGGCCUUGUCUAGAACCCAGAGUUCCAGGCUGCCAGUGGUGGAUGGCAGACAGCAAAAAAACUAUAUAUGGGAAACCAGACAAAAAUAUAGUCCCCUGUCUGCAGAAUAUGAUGGAUACAGUAGUGAAGCCUCAAUAGAUGAAGCGAACUGCAUUCAGAGGAUGAGAAGAACACCUCCGCUGGAUGAACUGCAGCCACCUCCGUACCAGGAUGACAGUGGCUCUCCUCAUCUUUCCUGCACGCCCUCCGAAGUCGGAGACAGCAAAUGUGAAUAUUCCCAGUGCAGCAACAGCCCAAGAUGCUCAUAUAAGUGCCCAAGUGAGGGAAGCACGGGACACGAAAUAGAAAGCUUUCAUAACAAGGGAUAUGAAGAGGAUGUUCCGAGUGAUAGCACAGCGGUUCUUAGUCCAGAGGAUAUGUCAGCUCGAGGAUCAUCUUCACAGCUUCCUAAACCUUUUGAUCCUGAGCCAGUAGCUAAAUAUGGCACGCUGGAUGUGACUUUUGACUAUGACUCACAGGAACAGAAGCUUUUGGUGACAGUGACAGCUGUCACAGACAUUCCAACAUACAGCAGGACAGGUGGAAGCUCGUGGCAAGUACACCUAGUUCUUCUCCCUAUAAAGAAGCAGAGAGCAAAAACCAGCAUCCAGCGGGGACCGUGCCCUGUCUUCACAGAGACAUUCAAAUUUAAUCACGUCGAGUCUGAGAUGAUUGGGAAUUAUGCAGUUCGCUUCCGACUGUACAGCGUACGGCGCAUGAAAAAAGAGAGGAUUGUGGGAGAAAAAAUUUUUUACUUGACAAAAUUGAAUCUUCAAGGGAAGAUGUCAGUGCCAGUGAUACUGGAACCUUCUUACAGUCUGCCUGGUUGUGACUCUCAAAUGAGCAUGUCAGAAGUGUCCUGCAGUGCAAGUACCUCCUCUUGUCAGUCUCUGGUACAUGGCUCAGCUCCAGAAAUACUCAUUGGCCUCCUUUAUAAUGCUACAACUGGAAGAUUAUCAGCAGAAGUGAUAAAAGGCAGCCACUUCAAAAACUUGGCAGCGAACAGACCACCCAACACAUAUGUGAAGUUAACACUGCUGAACUCGAUGGGGCAGGAGAUGUCCAAGUGCAAGACUUCCAUCCGCCGAGGGCAGCCGAACCCCGUGUACAAGGAGACCUUUGUGUUCCAGGUGGCACUGUUCCAGCUCUCGGACGUGACACUCAUACUGUCCGUGUACAACAAGCGCAGCAUGAAGCGGAAAGAGAUGAUAGGCUGGAUUUCCUUAGGUCUCAACAGCUCAGGAGAAGACGAGCUCAAUCACUGGACUGAAAUGAAGGAAUCGAAAGGACAGCAAGUCUGUAGAUGGCAUACUUUACUGGAAUCCUAA
This is a messenger RNA of Cinclus cinclus, 2376 nucleotides long. It is a transcript of the gene SYT14, whose product is annotated as synaptotagmin 14. NCBI's taxonomy places the organism in Eukaryota, Metazoa, Chordata, Aves, Passeriformes, Cinclidae. The transcript has 6 exons. Bases 1 to 2376 code for a protein of 791 amino acids. The record is from RefSeq and is a predicted model, not a curated record.